AUGGGUACCUUCUUUACAAGCUGGGAGCUUUGGCAAGAGAUGACCUUUGUUCUCGGCUGUUGUAUCAUUCUUGUCUUUGUCGCUGGACUUAUCAAGCUAUGGUGGUCCAACCGCGUAAUGCGCCGUCACGAAAUCAUCGACGAGGAGAAGCGGGCAAGACUAUCGCUAAUGUCAUACUGUGGUAUCCAAAACAUGCGAUCCCCCGGUAUCCCCUUCGGUAUUCGUGCGAUCCAGAGUGGCAUUGAGGUGGAAGGUAUCUGGAUCUCACGAUCUAAAUCGCCCGAGUCCUGCCAAGUCACACCCUCAGCUACAUUAGUCGGGCGCUGUAUCAGACUAUCAAAAGGAAAAGGAAAGAUGAUUGACCUUGUGUCAUCAGAAUAUCUACCGUCGACACUCAACUUGGAGACCACGCCUCAUCGCCAAGCAGCCUUGGACGUUUUACAACAAGAUGACAUCACUCCAAUAAACGGAUAUGCCAGACCAGAACCGCCCACCAAGCCAAGACGUCUAAAUGCCAACAAAGAUCAGAACCUCGACUCGAAUUAA
Fusarium venenatum is the source of this 546-nucleotide messenger RNA. RefSeq lists its product as uncharacterized. Lineage: Eukaryota; Fungi; Ascomycota; Sordariomycetes; Hypocreales; Nectriaceae. The record is from RefSeq and is a predicted model, not a curated record.